Eleginops maclovinus (Patagonian blennie) is the source of this 2236-nucleotide messenger RNA. It is a transcript of the gene rnaset2, whose product is annotated as ribonuclease T2. Gene Ontology annotation, molecular function: ribonuclease T2 activity; RNA binding. The transcript has 10 exons. Gene Ontology annotation, biological process: RNA catabolic process. The coding region runs from base 187 to 915 and encodes 242 amino acids. Gene Ontology annotation, cellular component: extracellular region. The record is from RefSeq and is a predicted model, not a curated record. Lineage: Eukaryota; Metazoa; Chordata; Actinopteri; Perciformes; Eleginopidae.
ACGUUUACGACGCUCCCGAUUGGCUGACCAGGCAGGUAGCGAUCGGCUUCGGGACAUAAACAACCGACUGUUCCCUUGUACUCUAUUACGCACCAACCUAGUUAAGUUUUUCUAACUUAUUAAAAGGGCAGUGCAGAGUUAACUUCCAGAAAAAUCUAUUGCAACAUAUCCGACACAAGGUCAAACAUGAGGCUCUGCUCGCUUCUUCUGCUCUGCCUGGCAGCAUACCUGUCAUCCUCCUAUGUGAUUUCCCCUUCAAAUAUGUGGACCAAACUGAUCCUGACCCACCACUGGCCAAGCACCUUCUGUGGUAUGGAACACCCAGUCUGUCAUCCCAACAUCAGCUACUGGACACUCCAUGGACUCUGGCCAGAUAAAGGGAUGGAAUGCAAUUCAUCAUGGCAUUUCAACUCUUCCCAAAUAGAGGACCUGCUCCCAGACAUGAAGAGGAGUUGGCCUGACUUAUUAAGUCCUUUGUCUACUGGAUUCUGGAAGUAUGAGUGGCACAAACAUGGUACAUGUGCAGCCAAAGCAGAGUCUCUGAACAGCCAACAUAAAUACUUCAGCAAGGCCCUGGAACUAUACCAUAAAGUGGAUUUGGACAGCAUUCUGACGAAGUUUGACAUCAUCCCUUCUGCAAAUUACUACAAACUUUCACAAAUUGAAGGAGUCAUAGAGAACUUCUACAGCGUCAAACCGAAGAUCCAAUGUGCUCAACCGUCAAAGAAUGCAGCUUUUCAGAUUUUGGGGCAGAUAGAGAUCUGCUUCAACUCUGAAUUCACCCUCGUGGAUUGUGAGAAACAUUUAACAACGACACCUAAGGGACACUUUGACAAUGAAAUCGCAGUUGAGAAGACAUCUGGGUUCAGUGUGUGUGACCCGGAUAUGCCGGUUUACUACCCAACACCCUCAUAAAAGAACAUAAAACUGAAACACGACAGCACACUACAACCCCACAUUUACGCACAGGGACAUAAAAACAAAUCAACUGUACUGUGAUUCAGCAUGUUCGCACAACAACUUAAUUCCUUUUUUCUCAGGGUUCAAAUUGAACACCAUAACUAAAACACUUAUGUAUGUCAAUCCCCCACACGAUCAGUUCCGCUCUGAAAACAUUUUUGUUAACUGCAUUUAAAUUCUGGUGGUGACAGGUACUUUGCUUCAGGUUACACACUCCGCUACUUAGUAAAGCUUUAAUGGCAUUAAGUGCCUUCCUGUCCAUUGCUGGUAGAUGAAUCCGAUAUAGUGCACAGCAUGUUUCUUUCCAGGCCUCAACAGGGGGCAUCGUGGGGAGUUUCGGUCAGCUGGUUGGGCAGAUGGGACAGUUAAUAUACAUCAUCUUGUUGGUGAAUGAGUGGAGCCUUGCAUCAGAUUAUCAGGUGACUCUUACUCUAUGUUAUUGGUAGGGUAGAUGUCAAUCUUUAGUACAUAUCUUUUAAGGACUGGGAAUAUUUUAUACCACAUUUAUGUGUUUAUGUGCCUCUUGAUUAUGGCUAUAUCUUUUUUGCAGGGUGAUUAGAUUUUCAUCCAAUGAAAACAGCAGGAUUUUCUUAUUGUUAAAUCACUACCGUUAUAUAAUAGGGUAACGAGCACAUUGUAAAUCGCUUUGGGGGGCAAAGGUUGUAGUUUUUCAGUCAUUAUAAACGUGUGGUAGUUAUCAUUGCUACCUUUUUUGAAGUUUGCCUAGUACAUAAAUCAUUAUUCAGUAUUCUGUUUUAGGCCUGGUUAUGUCUGUCUAUGAUGCUUAAAGACUGCUAGUCAUAUAGUGAAGUUGAAAAAAUUGAAAGCAUUAUGUAUGGAUUAGAAAGUAAAAAUAAAAUAGUACAAUAUGUGUGAAUUAAAUGCUUUGGUUUCUUUUACAUUGCUAUUUUUAGUAGAUAUGAGUUAACAACCUCAAAGAGUACACUAUAAGCAAUAACUUACACUAGAUGUCAUACAAAGUUAUCAUGCACCAUUUGUGUCACACAUGCUCUAGGCCUGUAAAGAUAAAAUAGUUGUUGCAAAUGUUUAUCUAAACACUUCAAUCCCCCAAAUAUUUGUACAAUGGCUUGUUUCUAUUUGUCCUGUUUGGCUAUGGCUACUCUUGGCAUGUAUAAAUGAAUUCAGUGUAAGCAAAAAGGCAAAAUAAUGAUUAUAAUUGGCAGCUACAGUGGACACAUGCUGUGGUGCUAAGUAAAUACUGAAAUGAACAUUUGUACUUGCAUUGUUUUAAUAUCAAUAAAACAUUCAAUAUCUA